Messenger RNA from Diorhabda sublineata, 6902 nucleotides. RefSeq lists its product as uncharacterized. The transcript has 7 exons. NCBI's taxonomy places the organism in Eukaryota, Metazoa, Arthropoda, Insecta, Coleoptera, Chrysomelidae. The coding region runs from base 231 to 2612 and encodes 793 amino acids. The record is from RefSeq and is a predicted model, not a curated record. Gene Ontology annotation, cellular component: cytoplasm; ribonucleoprotein complex; nucleus. Gene Ontology annotation, molecular function: ATP binding; RNA binding; RNA helicase activity.
GACAUGAAGAUAUUUGCUUAGCAAAAUGGUGGUUAGUGUAUUGUAAUAAGUUCCUCAAAAGCUCUUUAUUAUACUACAAUAAUUACAUUGUAGGGAAUAACCGGCUCAAAGUCAAUUGAUUUAUGUUUUUACAGAGAAACUGUUAAUUGUAGUUGCAGUUUUUAUAACUGAAUGUAAGUUUAUUUUAUUUAACAAGGACACACCUGAACCUUUAAUCCAUAUUUCUAAUAAUGCGUGGAAGACCAGGAGGGAAAAGAUCUCGAAGUAGGGAUCGCCGCAGAUCGCGUAGUCGUGACAGAGGCUAUGGAGGAAGUGGUGGUGGCGGUGGCGGUGGUAGAAGAAAUGCCGCUGGUUCAAUGCUUCGUAAACCUAGAUGGGAUUUGAGCAGAUUAGAACCCUUUAAAAAGGAUUUUUAUGUAGCUCAACCCUCUGUUCAGUAUAGGCCUCAGUAUGAUUUAGAUGAAUGGAGAAGAAAACAAGAAAUAUCUCUUAAAGGAAAAAACAUCCCCAACCCUGUUAUGACAUUUGAAGAAGCUGGCUUUCCAGAAUACGUUUUAGAGGAACUAAAGAAGAUGAAUUUCAAAAAUCCCACUGCUAUUCAAGCGCAAGGCUGGCCAAUAGCAUUAUCAGGAAGGGAUAUGGUUGGGAUUGCUUCUACAGGAUCUGGGAAAACUUUGAGUUACAUUUUGCCUGCCAUUGUACACAUAAACCAUCAAUCUCGAUUAAUGAGAGGAGAUGGUCCUAUUGCAUUGAUCUUAGCUCCAACUAGAGAGCUUGCGCAACAAAUACAACAGGUGGCUGCUGAUUUUGGUCAAACUUCAAGAAUUCGCAAUACAUGUGUUUUUGGUGGAGCCCCCAAAGGACCUCAAGCUAAUGAUUUAAUGGAUGGAGUUGAAAUAGUUAUUGCAACUCCAGGUCGUCUCAUUGACUUCCUAGAAAGUAAUAGAACCAACUUGAAAAGGUGCACUUAUCUCGUUCUAGACGAAGCAGAUAGAAUGUUGGAUAUGGGAUUUGAACCCCAAAUUAGGAAAAUUAUUGAACAGAUAAGACCUGAUAGACAGACUUUAAUGUGGUCUGCCACAUGGCCAAAGGAAGUGCAGAAUUUAGCACAGGAAUUUCUAAAAGACUAUAUUCAAAUUAACGUUGGAUCCUUACAGUUAUCUGCUAAUCAUAACAUUCUACAAAUUAUUGAUGUUUGCCAAGAACAUGAAAAAGAGAGCAAGCUGAGUACCUUACUUAAAGAAAUUAUGGCAGAGAAGGAAAACAAGACUAUUAUUUUUAUUGAAACUAAAAGAAAAGUAGAUGAUAUUACAAGAAAGAUGAAAAGAGACGGUUGGCCAGCAGUAUGCAUACAUGGAGAUAAGUCUCAACAAGAGAGGGAUUGGGUCUUACAAGAUUUCCGAACUGGAAAAGCUCCAAUAUUAGUUGCCACUGAUGUUGCAGCCAGAGGUUUAGAUGUCGAAGAUGUAAAAUUCGUAAUAAAUUUCGAUUAUCCAUCAAAUUCUGAGGAUUAUGUUCAUCGAAUAGGAAGAACUGGAAGAUCUCAAAAAACUGGUACGGCGUACACAUUUUUCACUCCUAGCAAUUACAACAAAGCUGCAGAUCUCGUUGCUGUUCUAAAAGAAGCGAAACAAGUCAUCAAUCCCAAACUACAAGAUAUGGCUGAAAGAGCUUACAAUUCGAACAAUUCUGGUAGAGGGCGAAGCAGAUGGGGUCGAAAUCCAAGAGUUCGCCGUUCUGUUUCACGAUCAAUAUCUAGGUCCAGAUCUAGGUCUAGAUCCAGGUCUAGAUCUCGUUCAUCAAGACGCAUGAGGCGUGACAGGAGCCGUUCACGAGAUAGAAUUAGAAGAAGAAGAUCUGUAAGCAGAGAACGUUCACGAAGUCCGGUAAAAUCUCGAUCAAACGGAUCUAUAUCUCCGAGAUCUCUGUCACCUGAUACCUCUAGGCCACCACCCACACAUAACCGUCCAUUGUCUCCACAAAAUUUACUUAAACCUCCGCCGCAAAUGUUACAACACCCGCCACCUAGUGUAACGCAAAAUCCUUCUAACGGCAUGUCACAACCACAAAUAACUUUGCAAGAAACUCCUUAUCAAUCCUCACCACCGCCUCAAAAUGCGUUUCAGAGUGUUUCAUCGCAAAGAUUACCGCCUCCACCUACUCCUUUAAGACAGCAAGCUCCAUCCAACCCUGCACUCCCUCAACAGAGACCACCUUCUAAUCAAGCCCCUCCUCAUAUACAAGGACCAACUCUUCAACAAAGACCACCAGCUGUGCAACAAAGAUCGAUGCAGAUUCCUCCUAAUUUACAUAUACAAAAUUUACAACAACCUCCCCCGCCUCCACCUCAACAGCCGCCACUUCCUCAAGGACCACCGUUACACCAACCGCCCCCUCAAAGUCAUUUAAUGCAGCAAACUCCUCCCCCGCAAAGACCUGUUUUGACAUAUCAAAAUAUAACUCAUCAACCUCCUCCACAAUCUAAUCCUUUUGGCGGAUACCACAUUCCGAACGGUACAUUAUUUUUUAAUACACCACCUCCUCCUCCACCUGCGCAGCGUAUGACUGGAAUGUAUUUCCAAUAUGCUCCUCCUCCUCCCGCGCCACGAUGAAAGUCCAAGGAUACUUGUAGUAAAUUAAUUACUUCGGUGUAUACUAGAUAAGAUUAUUUGGUUCUUAAUUUGUCACGAAAAUUUGUUACUGGUUAGUAACAGAUUGGAAUUUAUUUUAAAUGCGCAAUUCCAUUACGGAUUUACUGAUUUCUUUAAAUAACUUGUUUAAAACUAACAUAUGUUAUAUCAAGUCAAAAUUAUUCGAGUGGCCUAGGUAUUUACUUAAUGGAACUGUAAAAUUAACGUAUGUAAAGUUUAUUGGUUCAGUUUCUUUUUCUUCCAAGUACCAUCUUCGUUGUCGAGGUUAGCGGUUGUACUUGCUGCAAUUUCUGUAACCUAAUCAUAUAUUGGCGCAGAUAGUUGUGAUUCCUGUUCCCUGAUUGAUGGCCUUAAAGGUACCAGCGCCAAAAUAUACAACUUUCUGUACUACUUCGUAGAGAGUCGAAAGAAGAUUUAGUAUAACGGGUUCUCACUUUGUUAAAAGUGACAGUAUUACAUCAUAUUGUAAAAUUAUAUCCUACGCUAGUUCAUAGAGCUAUUAAGUAUUCGAAAUACUUAAGUCGUUGGAACAAUAUAGUGUACAACACGUGUGGAAACUGAAUAAUUUAUAUGAUUAAUACUAGAUUAACCACGAGCCACUCUAACUACACAACUACUACUUAACACUUCCACUGCCAUGAGCUCAUAGAGAUGUCAACCUGUGUGCCAUGCAGUGAUUACCAAAAUAUGAAUUUUAUGUUAUACAAAUAGACUAAUGUACAACAAUUUUUUUCCAUAAAUUGACAAAAAAAAUGUGAUCACGGCAGCCGUGUUCAAGACACCUAGUAUGAUAUCUGAUGGAAUGUGCUACCGACACGCCUAAAGUGUCCUUCACAGUUUUUCAGUAAACUAAAAAAACACUUGGAAUUAUGAACUAUAAGUAUAUUUGAACAAUCAAGGAUAAUAAUAAAAUAUAAAAUAAGUAAACUCUAAAACAGAGUGUUAAACACAAUCCGGGUUCUCCAGGACAUUGAGGACAAAAAUAUAGUGAUGCUUUUCGCACAUUCCUGGAUUGCCAGCAGUUCUUACAUUUAAGCCUUUUUGUAUUACUCAUUGCGUCUUUUGGGCAAUGGUCUGGAAAAUGAAAUAAUGCAGGUUGUCAGCGAUUUGCUUCUGGCAGAGGAUCUAAUAGACUUGUUAUUACAGAUAAUCUGAAGUCGUAUAGAUUUAGCUUCGUUGGUGCAUCUUGGUUAUGCAUAAUAUAUGCAUUUAUCAACAUAACUUGAAUUAUGUGAAUACCCAGCUUUUUGUACCAGCAAAGAGUUUUGUGUUCAAAACUGUAAUAACUAAUGAUCUGAUCACAAUGAUCUACACCACUCUUAAACUGAUUAUAUUCGUUAGCUGUGGUUUCAGUUGCUCUCUGCCACUCUUGGAAACAAUUGGUACCAAGUCGCCUCCAAAUUCUGUAGAAAUUGCGAAAACCUCCCUGCAAUCUUUCCACUUAUAUACACAUAUACACAUCAAACUCUACACAGUAACUGCCAUUACGGUUUCAAAUAGGAGAUAUUGCCACGUGCAGUAUAAAAGUAGUUGUGAAAUAGGAGGUAUUAGAAUACAAAGAUUAUGUACAUUUCUGAAUUUUUUAGCAUUUCGGAGCUAUUUCUAUUCGAUCCGCAAGAAAAUUUUACAGAUUAUGGUACAUUAGUCUCAUUUUCGCUUAAAAUGCAGAUAGGAGGUAUUAGUAGCUCACCGACGACGUGUGAUUUCAACAACUCUGAAAAUACUUUUCGCUUUCUCAAACUUUUCACAACACAGAUUCACAAAAAUACAAAACCACGUACAACUUGUAUUACCACAAUGCGUAGACUAAAUGACCGUACCUAUAACAAAUGAUUAUCUGCGUUAUCCGGGAAUUCCCAACCCGAAAUAAUUCUUAGAAGAUGGGACACAGCAGGCGUGUCGGUGGCACCUUAUAGAUAAGAGUACGGUCACGGUAGGCGUGUUGCCGGCAUGGAAAGUGCAUUAAAGCAUUAAUUUUUAUGGAAUAAUUCCUCCUUUCAGAUUUAUUCAGAAAAUAAUAGGAAUUUAAUUUUUUUGUAAAAAAUAUUUAUUCGUCUACCUCAAUGUAGUCGCUUUCAAAAUAAGCCUCAUUGAACACUGAACGGUUGUCAACCGGGGUCACUAAACAUGCGAACGUUUCUGAACGCUCAACGCGGAAAAUAAGAUACUCAUUCGAUUGUCGCAGGUAUGAAACGUACUAGUUUCUGCACGUUAUACACUAAACUUUUUCGGCGACCUACAUGACGUAGUUAUUAAAUAAUAAUGUAGAUUAUCGAAAAAAUAUUUUUGAAUUUUUUUUGUUUGUUUAAAAAGAACUAAGUUAUUUAACGAGUACAAUAUUGUUUACUUGUUUAUAUUUGAAUUUAUAAUUUUAUUUAAUUUCAAAAUUACUAUUUUUUUGGAAAAAAAAAACUUUUCAACAAUUGAAAUGACUUAGAACAUAACUUGUUGUAUGAAUCAAAACCUUUUUGUUUUGUAUAAUUUAGGUAUACACCUAAUUCUAGUUAGGUAGCUAUGUAUAUUGAGUAAAACAAUUUUUCAUUUGUCGUAAAUCUUACCGGUAUAUCAGGGUGUUAUGUUGGCAAUUUCUUCCUAGACGAAGUACUCUAAGAAGUACUGAACAUACUGUUUACUCUACCACUUCAUCAACACUCACAAUUACACUAUCUGACGCGCGUUUUGACAACGUUAUUGUCUUCAGAGAUAAAUCUUUGGCAUGUCAGAUAGUAUAAUUGUGAGUGUUGGUGUGGUGGUAAUGUAAACAGUAUGUUGAGUAUGAUUAUCACAAACGGUUCCAGAAAUUCCAACCUAGUUCUGGGGUGUGUUUCCUCAAAACAGCCAUUGCUGCUCAUGCAGUAUGUGCAUGUGCAAUCAUUGGAAUUAAUUGUACUCCAAGCAAACUCAUAUAGUGGUGUAAAAAAAUUUUCUGUAACAUAUUUACAUACUUGUUCGAAUUUACUAUCACUAUGACUUCAUUUUUAACCAAAACGAAUAAUUCCUCGUGAGAAAAUUGUACACCUCUCUGUGACUUACAAAUAAUGCCAAGUACUUUGAUGAAAUUUUCAAAAGGAUUGAUGUCGACCUGCAGUACAUAUUUUGUUGACGGUUCCACACCAAUGAAAAUGAGUUGGAAUGAGAUGGAACUAAACUGUGAUGAUUAUUAUGCUCCUACCCCCUUUACAUAAACUUAUUGACUAUACUAUAUACUAUAUUCUAGUUUUACAAAGUUUCAACAGAUAUGAGGCUUACACAAAUAAUUUUGACUAAUCACAUACAUAUAUCAAUGUCUUCAUGUGUACGACUUGGGUAUAAUUAACUUAUUAUGGUAUAAUGUUUUCAUUGAGGGCUACUGUGUUUGUACUUGCCACCAGAUACACUGUAGAGUGAGGUCGCCGAAAUAUGUGCAAAAGCGAACUAAUCACUGCUUUAAGAAAGUUUUUUUCGGCAACUUUUUUGGAGUAAGUAAAAAGAACCCGUGACAUGCUCGAUAUUGUAAUAUUCUUAUUUAUCUAAACAGUUUUUGAACGAUGGGCUGGGUUUUUACACUCGCUGUAUCUUACUUGGAGAAUUUAUUUAUACAAUAAACUUUGCACUUAUUACUUGACACUUAUUUAAUUUAUGUAAAUUUACCAUUUUCUUACUACUUACUAUCCUGAUCUGUUCACUAUGGUGCCUCUGGCAGCUAAACUAUCGCUUAUUUAUAUCUAAUGGUUUUCUAGAUAAUUGAGAUUCUAGAAGGCCGUAAAUAAACAAAAAUGUCUUCUUAGAAAUUGUCUAUAUAAAAUUAAUCAGAACAUAAUGUAAACAGCUUAUGAAAACCAUACAAAGAAUUGCCUUCGUGUGGGAAAACAUAAUAUUCCUGGAAAUAUACCUGGCGCAUCCGUUGAAUUCUAGAUGCUAAUAAUGUAAUAGAAUAGAACUGGUUUCACGAUCUACAUUAGUGAAAAUGAUUUAUAUUUUGGUAGCUAUAUUUCAAAACCUCACCGGCUGUUGGCGCUAAAUGGUGAAUAUUAAAACGGUAGCCUUCAUUUUAAAUGGUUAAAAUAUCAAAUAGAAAUUAUGUUAAAAAAUUAUUUAUUCUACAUUUCGUAUUUUUUAUGUUGUAUUGUUCUAAAUACAAUAGAAUGUUGCAAUUAACUUUUGAAGAGUUGAUCUUUUUAUUUAAGGUUUACAUAGAAGUUACAUUUUGUAAAUAAGUAUUACCUAUAUAAGUUUAUAUGUUAACAGAUCUGAUUAAAAAUAUGACAAAAA